Molecule: messenger RNA, 429 nt
Organism: Protopolystoma xenopodis
Lineage: Eukaryota; Metazoa; Platyhelminthes; Monogenea; Polystomatidea; Polystomatidae
Source: the annotation of a GenBank genome assembly
AUGCUCGAGGCUGACUUGGAUAAAGAGGAGUUCGAAAUACCAUAUCCAGCUGGAGAGGAUUCCCAUAUUACAUUUCCCGUGGAAAACGAGUUUUUUCGAGAGCUCGAACGACACACAGGACUCCCUCUGCGUGCUGAUGCACUUCAUCCAGCGCCAACAAACCCAGGAUUCAGUCUAGCAUCCAACCAGGGGCUCAAUGGGGUACCAGACAUGGCUACAAUGCGGGCGACAGCACCGGUCCACUUACAAGACAACCGUUCAGGAAAGAAAUCAACUUCCCAAAAACAGCUGAGCUCACCGGCUGAUGCUUCGGCCUCAACUGGUCGGAUUUCUGACAACCUUUUAGUCACUGAAAGGCGAGUGAAUGGAUCCGAGGGCCUCUUGUCUCCAGGAGAAAAUGCACAACAAUCUAAUCGUCUGGCUGAGUAA